AAGAUUGUUGACCACAUGCAUGAUUGUUACAGCCAACUGGCAGAGAAAUUAGAGGUGAGCAGGUUCACAGGCAACAUCUCCGUGAUCAAUGCCCGAGACGCUACAGUCGUCGUCAACAGCACCAACAACAUACUGGAUAUGUACGCCAACUUCACAAGAGACAACUACACUAGAAGUCAGAGGGGUUUUGACUUGGCACGAAUCGUGCGAGAUGUGGGCGCAAUCCUCCAAACCCGCCUUUACCUAGACCAACAGCUCAACACAGCAGGAGGGCCAUCCACGGUAGUCCUUAUCGUGCCUUCAACCACUGCCGUUGUUAAUGACAACGACAAGAAUUACAUUUAUAGUCGGCUUAAUGACCUCAAGAAGAAUGUCCCAGACGCAAGAUUUAUGUUUCUCAACCCUGGAGCAAAAGACAAGUUCAGCUCUUUUGUGCAGGAUUCAUCAAAGGAUGUAUUUACACUUGCACUGACAGACAUUCCGACCUCUGUCGAUCCUGUGGUGACAAGAUUAAAACAAAUUCCAAGACGGGUAAUUAAUCCGGCCUGCUCAUAUAACUUCAACUCAGGAACUACAACAUCCAAUCUUGCCUUCAGAACAUAUAUAGAACCUGUGGGUGGUGUCCAGUAUUUUAGGAUCCACCCCAACUACUUCUUCAAAACCUCAGGAGGAACAAUAAAGAUAACCAGCACGAGCGGCAGAACGUUGAACAUCUGCCAGUCUCGGGUAAACACUCUGCCUGGAAACAACUCGCAGAGUGACACGUGUCGUCAGAUCACCUCAGACACAUACCAGAUUUAUAUCAACAAUGCGUGUGGAGACACAACACUCUCCUCUUGCAACCCCUUCUACUUUUCAAUCAGUGUCGUUCCUACAACGUCUACCUCCGGCAUGUAUUGUACAGAUGACAACUGCCGCUACCCGGACAGUGUUCAGGUAGACAUCCGACAAGACGGGCUGACCUGCGCCAGUGGAGCCUUGAGUUGCCUGAGGAACACCAGUCUGCUGCUGUUAGUGUCUGUGUUACUACAUCAGCUGUUUAACUCUUGACACUAUGUGGCUGUUGAAGUAUCCGUUCUACAAUCAUCUAAAUGCUGAAUAUGAAGUGUCUCAUUAUAGGAGGUUUGGUUUCAGUGAAACUUGACUCCAGUAUUCAGUACUCUAACCAACCCAAAGACUUUAAUGUGUGCUGAACUAAUUUAAUACAUGAAGCCCUAAAAUAUAACAAUAAUGUAAUAUUCUUUUAAUUGUGAAUGCAUUUGCUAGCAAAUUAUUUUUAAACUGCUGUAAUAUUGACAUUUAGGCUACAACACAAAAGUUGUGUUUUAACUGUAAAAUAUAGGUCGUUGACCAAGUAUAUAAGGGGCCAUGAAUCGUGAAACUAACCAGUUGUUUUUGUGUUUUAAUAUUAUACGCUAGGCAAAAUAAAUAUUUUGUUAUCAUUUUCACCUAUCAUAGUUAAACUAUUUUAUGUCCAUUACUUUAUUUUUUUUAAGUGAAACAUAAAAAACAAGUAUUACAUCAUUUUUAUGUUUAUGUGUUAAUUUUAGUUAUAAACUAUUCUUUUGAGUACAACUAAUUUUAGGUUCAAUUCUAUUUAUAGGGAACAAAGUGGUUUUUUUCUUUUGAGUUAAGAAUGAACUGAUAAUGAAUAAAAAGAUAUGCCUGAAAAACAUGGACACUGAACAUAACUAAUAAAUACAUAUAUUUUUUAAACACAUUCAUUGCUUUUAAAUUUGUUACGUUUUUUGUACAUAUUUUUGAAAAUAACACUCUAUUGUAUAUUUUUUAUGGUGAAAGAGAUAAUUUAUUUAACAGGAAAACCCAUGUAAAAAAUAUAAAAAUGAAUUUAACAUGAUUAUUUUAUUGUCUGCACUUUGUUACCAUAGGAUAAAUAGUGGAAGAUUUCAGCAUGGAAUAAAUUAUUAUUUACGUACUGUACAUACUUAUUUUAGUUUAUUUAAAUUUAAGAGUGGUGUCAUUUACAUUAUUUCAUAAUAGUAAAACGAUGGUAUAUUUAAUUAGUGUCAAUAUAAUUAUAUACUUAACUGAAUCUGUAAACUAUAUAGGUACCACUCGGCACAUAUACAGUACAUGACUAAUUAUACCUGGCAAUGUCAGUCUUAACAUAGCUAUACAAAACAAUAUGUAUGUAUAUGAUCAAACUAUUAUUAUUAUGUAUAUUGUCCAGUUAUAUAAGAAUUUAUGGUAUGGAUUUGCAGGGACAUGAAAUAAACCAUAUAUCACAAUAAAAUAAGCUUUUUAUUGCAUUUACUAGCAUGUAUGCUGAUGUUAAGAUUUUAACUAGAUUGAUGACUUUAUAAAUAAAAUAAAUAUAAACACAUGAAUAUACAUUAAUUUUCAACUGAGUUGAAAAUUAAUAUACAUUAAAAUAUACAUUAAUAUACAUUAGUGUUGACUGAGUUAGUGUUGAGUAGUUAUUGUUAAAGGUUAAAUGUAAGAAAGAGCCUCUUUAGCUCUAAUUUUGCUUUAUACUUCAUGCCUAAAGUAAAUAAACUAUUAAUUAACUAAAGACUUAAUAAUGCUGUUUAACCUGUAAUUAAUGAUCAGCUUAUUGUUGUAAGAGCUGAAAUUACAACAGCUCAUUUUUUACAAUUGGUACACUUUGUAUUAAGAUUUGUUUGGAUGCAGUAGAUGUUGUUUUGCCAAAUUAAUCAGUAAAUUUUGUUUGAUUUGUUUGUGUUUUAACCAAAUACCAGUUAUGACACAGAAGUAAUCAUUUACAGAAUGUCAUUAUUAUAUAUUUUUCUUACUGUUGAUAAGAGUAUUUACUAAAUUGAAUAUACAACAAAAUCUAGUAAUAGCUGAACUAUUACAUUUAAUAAUCGACUGAAUAUUUAAUUAAGGAUUUUUAAUUGAUUUUAUUUAAUAAAUUAAGUUAUUUAAAGUAAAUAAUAGGCAAAAUAUUCAAUGAUGUUCAAAAAUGACAGCAAUGAGUAAAUAAUUUAUAUCAGCUGAUCGUUAAUCAGUAGUUAAUUAUAUCAGCUGAUCGUUAAUCAGUAGUUGAACAGCGUCAUAACUUGAUCAGUGUAUUUUAAAUGGGGGAUUGUUUUCAGUAAAACCUUUAUUUGUUAAAACGAAACAAAUUUGGUAUCAAAAUGUUCAUUUAAAAGUAAAUCAUAUUUUACUAUUCUUAUAAAUUAUUCAUAACAUCUCCAGUUUUUGAGUUAUUACAAAUUAAAAAUAAUGUAUGACCGCUAUUUUAAACCUGAUAUAAUAUUUUUCUAAAACUUGUUUGAAAAGAGAUCUUGAUUAGACUAAAAAUAUUGAAAAAUUUGAACUUUAUAUAUUUACUUAGUUUAAAGAUAUAGUUUUCCAUAAAAAACACAAAUAGACAGAUAGACAAUAAACUAAGCAAGUUGGGAUAUACUUUACAUGACUUUUUUUUAAAUUUUGACCUGAGUAAUCAAAUGAUGAUAAAGUGAUUUGCAGACACUCUGUGUAUUACCAAAAAUACACGUACAUAGUAACGCUAUUGAUUUAUAUCAUAAUAAUAAGCCUACUCUUAUUUAACUUAAGUGAAAUAGAUUUGGAAUGCAAAGAUAAUAGUACUUUAUCAUGGAAUUCAAAACUAUGAAAAGUGAUUGUAAUAAAAUAAUAUUUCAAUACUAUCUUGAAUAUCCACACAUGUUCUCCCAAGUUAUCUUUUAGAAAUCGCUAAAAGAAAUGCAUCACUCACUGCCUUAUCUAUUAUUUUAAAAUAAUGUUAUAUAUCUGUAUUGUUUUAAAAAAAUAAAUAUUUGUAUUUAUAA
This is a messenger RNA of Homalodisca vitripennis (glassy-winged sharpshooter), 3773 nucleotides long. RefSeq lists its product as uncharacterized. The transcript is spliced from 6 exons. Bases 16 to 1050 code for a protein of 344 amino acids. The record is from RefSeq and is a predicted model, not a curated record. Lineage: Eukaryota; Metazoa; Arthropoda; Insecta; Hemiptera; Cicadellidae.